CGAUGCGAGAAGUUCGCGAAAGCAUUGAGAACGUCAAGUGGAGGAUUGUAAUUGUAACUGCAAGUAUUCGUACGCAAACUGUCUUCAUUGCAUAUUAGUUAAAGGCGAAUUUUAUAAUAAUAUUGGCAACAAAAUUAACUGCAAUAAUAUAGAAACGAUAUAUGUAAAAAUUCGCAGUAUAAAACACAGUAAUCAACUAUAAGUAUUGUAUUUUUUGUAUAGCCUUUGAUUCUACUCGGAAAAGAGUUCUAAAUAUUAUGGGAGUAACUGAUAAAACUCCGGGAGAUAGCGAAUCUUGUUCUAAAAUAACAUUGGAAACAUAUCGGGAAAUCUUUCGCGACUUAGAGCCGGAAGUAGAAAUCGAUGGAUUUGAGGAGGAGCAGGGUUCUGGGCGCGGUGACAAUUAUACGGCGACAAUAUAUCGCACACAUCUAACUGGCCAACGACAAAGCUCAGCGGAUGGUAAAAAACAAAAAUGGGAAAAGAAUUUAAUUUGUAAGAGAAUGCCGGAGAAUGUACAACGUCGAGAAGCUUAUAAAAGCGAUAAGCUUUUUAGAAAUGAGGUGUUAUUUUAUACGGAAAUAAUGCCAGAACUGUUGAGAUUUCAAGAGCACAAAACAUCCAAAGUUUUUGGAGCCACUCCUAAAUGUUACUAUGCGCGUGAUGAUCUUCUCAUAAUGGAGGACUUGCGCGUGCGCAACUUCCAAAUGCCGGAUCGCCAAAAGGGUUUAACUUUAGAAGAGACACACUUGGUGCUGAAAGAGAUGGCUCAAUUUCAUGCCCUCAGUUUGUCUUAUAAAUUUGAAAAUCCUGCUCAUUUCGAACGACUGCGCGAACAUAUUACCGAAGGACUGUUUUGUUCCUCAAAUGCGAAUUGGUACAAAAAUUACUAUGAAAGGCUUACAAAGGAUGCCAUUAAAAUGGUUUCUGAUAUCCUUCCGGAAGAUUCCAAAUAUUUGGAAGCAAUGAAAAAAUUUGCGGGGUCUUCAACGUUCUUUUCCCAAAUGGUUCAUUUAGUCAGUGCGGAAUCAACACUUUCUGCCAUUUGUCACGGUGAUUGUUGGGUCAACAAUUUCCUCUAUCGCUAUGAAUGUACCGGGGAUAAUACAGAACAAAAACGAGCCGUAGAUAUUUGCCUGGUAGAUUUUCAACUGAUUCGCUACAGUUCUAUUGCAUUGGAUAUAGCAAAUUUAUUAUUUUGUUGUACCACAAAAGCAAUGCGCGAUGAACAUUUAAACGGGUUUAUUAAACUAUAUACAUCAGAAGUUUUUGGUUGGCUCAAAUUAUUAUGCACAAACAUACCAGAAGUAUGUGAUACCACAGAAAAAUUUGCAAAACUAUUUGGCGUUGAAUUGAAAGAAUAUGGACGUUUUGCACUAGGACUUGCAAUGGACAUUAUACCUAUGUCAACAUGUUCGUCUGAAAAUGCACCAGACAUGUACUUAAAUAUGCACCAUGAUGACAUAGAGGCCGGUGCACCAAUCUUGAAUUUUCCUCCAAACGAUUUGUGUCGCGAAAAAAUGUCUGAUAUCGUCAUUGAUAUGGUCGAUAGGGGCAUGCUUUAAUAAUCUAAAUUACCAGAUUACAAAGGCUAACGGCGGCAGCACGUGUAACUUAAUAUAAAGAUUACAACUGCAGAUAAGCUUUCUUAUAACGAUUUUUGUUUAUAGCGCAACCGUAUAUAAAAUGAUGUAUGUAUGUAUUAAAUUUAUGUUGGUUACAAGUUAAAAAGCAAGCGUACAUAGUAUGUAUAUAAUAUAAGCUUAUUUUAGUUAUACAGUUCUCUAGAAAUGUUCCAAAUAUGUGAAGCGCUAAUUAAUUUUUAUUCCCAUGAUAAUUUUAUAAAUGUAAUUUAAUACAGUAAAACGAGUAGAUUGAGCGAGGCGACUGUAGUUAUAUUUUAUAGAUUCAUAUGUAUGUAAGUGGGUGAAUGAAAAAAUAUUAGUUGUAAUCCAAAACCAAAGAAUAUUUCGAAAGCAAUUCGCACACAUUCACGCACUAUGUACCGUAGCGAC
Molecule: messenger RNA, 2015 nt
Organism: Bactrocera latifrons
Lineage: Eukaryota; Metazoa; Arthropoda; Insecta; Diptera; Tephritidae
Exons: 8
Coding region: 258-1565 (435 amino acids)
Source: RefSeq, a predicted model, not a curated record